This is a messenger RNA of Myxocyprinus asiaticus (Chinese sucker), 1101 nucleotides long. RefSeq lists its product as uncharacterized. NCBI's taxonomy places the organism in Eukaryota, Metazoa, Chordata, Actinopteri, Cypriniformes, Catostomidae. The coding region runs from base 27 to 833 and encodes 268 amino acids. The transcript is spliced from 5 exons. The record is from RefSeq and is a predicted model, not a curated record. Gene Ontology annotation, biological process: generation of catalytic spliceosome for second transesterification step.
UCCUUGUUGCCGGAAGAGCGAGUGGAAUGGCGAGAAAUGAAGAGAAGCAGUUGGGAAGAUUGAAUCGACUGUGGCUUCAGAAAGAGAGAGAGGAGGGUCGUAUUAAAGAUGUCCACGUGCCAAGGCCAAAACUUGCAACGUUAAAUUCGGUGGCAGCACUGAAGAAGUGGAUCCCCAGCAUCAAGAGUGAAAUCGAGUAUUAUCUACAGCAGUCGCAGUUGUCUCACUACCCAGAGAGGAAGAUAAAUGAGUUCCAUCGGCAUAUUGAGGAGCUCGAGAGAGAAUACAAACGUUACCUGAAAAAGCUGCGCUCCCUGGACCCCACCUGCAAACACACACCCUGGAAACCCCGAGCAUACACCAAGAAGAGACAGGAACCAAUCAGCAAUCAAAACACCACCCAAAAACUGUGCCUCUUUACCUCAAGCGACCACAGCAGAGAAGAGGAGGAUGUUAAUGUUUGCGCAGGCCCAGAGGCAGCAGGAGACCAAACAUCCCUGACUCAAGUACUAAAACUACACACCCCAUCGACUCCCAUUACCACCCAAACCACUGAUCCCCCAAACCAGGACCUCCCACUGUGCUUUGAUCAGUCCCGGCUGGCUGUGGCCAUGGCCAGUUCACAUGUGGCUCUGGCUGGGCAGCAGCAGGACACUGGCACACUGGCACGAGUGCUGCUCAACGGCCUGCCCAAUCUUUCCAGCCUCCCACUAGUUCAGAUAGCAGCAAAAGAAGCAACAAGUCAGCCUUCCAAUGCUGGCACUGACCCGAGUAAAACUGAACAUGUACUGGGACUCGGCUGCUACUUGUCCUCCUCAGAUGAGGAGAUCUAGAUGACUUAAGAAAUUUGAAAUUUAAUUCUGCUCAUUUAUUGAUAUAGAUGCUUAGUUGAAAAUUAGUUCAACCAAAAAGGAAAAUUCUGUCAUUUGCUCAUCAUUAAGUCAUUACAAACCUGUAUGACUUUCUUUCCUCAGUGGAACACAAAAUUAUGAAUUUCCUGGCAUUGUACUGGAUGUUUUUCCAGUUACAAUGAAUGGGUACUGAGGCUUUCGAGCUUAAAUAAAGAACACAAAAGUAACAUAAAAGUGGUCCAUUCGAUUU